AUGGUUUUUAUAAAUAACAGAGAUGAGUAUUUACCAUUCCUGAAAGCGCCAGGAGUAAGAAUGCAAACUCCUUUGGUUAACAACGUGACGACGACCACAACGACACUAAAUCGCGACGUUGCAGCACAGGUGCAACAGCAACAACAGCAGCAACAACAGCAGCAGCAGCAGCAGCAGCAGCAACAACUGGGCAAUUUCAACAACAACAACACCACCACCAACAAUAACAACAACACGAACACUCUCAUCAACAACAACAGCAUCAGCGUGAGCGGAUCGUGCGGGACAUUGAGUGUUAGCAACAAUAUAAACAAUAACAACAGCAUUAACAACAAUGGCCAGCCACAGGUUGCCCGGGCACUGCUCAUCUGUCGACCAAACUCGCAUCCCUUCAAUAAUCGAACACUUUACCUUGAGCCGGGAGCCCAAGCUAAGGUAGGACGGUCGGUUGCGAGGAUUCGGGUGUCGGAAAACAAUGCUAUCUUCGACUGUAAAGUGCUGUCCCGGAACCAUGCCGUGCUGUGGUACAAAGAUGGCCGAUUCUUCAUCAAGGAUACGGGCAGUAGCAAUGGCACGUUUAUCAACAAUUUUCGACUCAGCCAAACGUGCUCCGAAUCGGAACCGUACGAGAUUAGCUCGGGUGACAUCGUGCAGUUUGGCGUGGACGUUAUGGAGAAUACGCGGCGCGAAACGCACGGUUGCAUUACGGCUACGCUCAAGCUCUUCCUUCCGGACGGACGGGAAACGAAGGCAAGCCAGAAGGUGGGGAUCGGGGGUCAAAGCGCCAUCAUACCGCCGGUCGAUCUGUACAGAUUGAAUCAGUACAUCCAGGAGGCAAACCAACGUGAACAGAUACUCGAAACAAAGUUGAUCAGUCUCCAGAAGAUGGUUGAAUCGACGAAGCAAAAUUCCUUCCUCGGCUGGCAGGCGUUGAUCGACGAGGAUCGAUUGCUGAGCCGAAUCGAUAUGCUGGAAAAGAAGCUACAGUACUGCCAGAAGAACAUCACGGAGGAUAAGCUGCGGGAGGAACUGAUGAAACUGGUGGACGAAAAGGAGGAGUACCAGAAUGCGGCCAAAGAGGCUAUGUACAAACUGCACCAGGAGCGGCACGAAGCCGUGCACAAGCAGAUUUCGCUCGAGAAAGCGCUCUGUACCAGUGAGGACGAGUGUUCGUUGUUGCGGGAGCAGCUCAACAAAACGAAGCAACAAGUGCAGGAAAUGACCAUAUGUAUGGAUACGCUGAAGAGUCAGUACGAUGAAAAGGUAGCUUCCAGUGAGGAGCAACUCAAAGCGAAAGAGUCCGAAAUUACCAGCCUCACGCACAAACUAGACCAUUUUGUCGAUGUUUAUGCGAUUGGUUCGUCAGACGACGAACAGCAGCAACAACAACAGCAUCAACAGAUACAUAGCUCAGCCAUGUCGAACUGGCUAAAGAACUCCGAUAUUAAGAAACUGGAAGGAUCUGAAGACAUAAUUAAGGCCAUUUGUAAUGAUACUGAAAAUGAGAUUACUAGUAGUGAUUACACGGAAGGACUGACGAAGCUGCAACGACGUAUCAAUACGUUUGAGAAAAAUUUCACCCUGUUGUUCGGAGCAGAUCUGAAAUCGGAAAAUGAAACGGACGAUCUGGAUAACGAUGCAACGGAACCAAUUGUGUUGACGGGUACGACAAAUGUGGCAGCGAUACCCGCGGGUGGGCCCAAAACGGAAGAUCACGUUGGCGAUGCAAGUGCUGCUCAAGGAGAUGAAAAUGGACCACCAACGUUGCAAGUAGAGUGCGAUGGCAAUCAGAACGAUGUAAACAGUACCACUACGGACACGAACCGCAGCGGUGGCGGAGAUGGUAACGACGACUCAACGCAGAUCGGCCAAGUGGCACAAACGCGCGUAGGAGGUGUUGAUCAGGAGAUGCAGGAGCCAGAAGAAGGCAGCGCUACGAUGGCUUCGGCGGCUGUUCCGCCGUACGGCCAAGGAGGGGAUCAGAUAAAUCAGAACGUGCUGAAGCGUAAUAUUCGGUCCAUCAAAAACGACUGUUCGACGCUGUUGCGACAAGUGGAGCGUACGAUAGCGCAAAAGCAAUCGGAACAGAUAAUUCAGAAAGCCAAGUAUGAGGAGCUGGAGACGGAGCUGCUGGCAUUUAAGGCGGAACUGGAAAGCCGACCCAAGCAGGAUGAACUGGAUCAGAAGCAACUGCUUUGUGAUAACCUCACCGAAAGUCUUUCGACGCUACGAAACGAGAUAGACGAGCUGCGCACGCUAAAUGAUCACUGUCAGUUAGAGAUGGAGCGCAUGGAGGUUGAGCUGCUCAAGCAGAAAAACAUCGAAAACGAAAAAAUCAGCGCCAUGGCUGCAGCAGCAGCCGCCGUCGUAACGAACGCGUCGGCCGAAAAUGUUUCGGUUGUGGUUAAGGAAGAGCGGGGAUUGAUGCAGAUGAGCGAGACGGAAAAGGAGCAGAGGACGGAAAAAUCAUCACCCUCACCGGAAACGGAAACGACGGCAAAGGAAGAAGGGGAGAACCAACCACAAGAGCUAAUGAUGAUGCCGACGACGUUGCUGGUUGUGACGGAAAAUGCACCAGUGGCGGAAAUGCCCUCACCGGUUCUUAUACCCACGGUACCGAUGGUGGACGUAGAAACGCAAACCGAUGCACUUCCAGAUGUGCCUGCAGUACCGAGUAUGCCAGUACCAGUUCUACCUCUAGCAGUAGCAACAUCCGGCAGCGAUCCAAUGGUGUCCGAUGCAAGCGAUGGUGGCGAUGCAUCCAUCUGCUCCAAUUUGGACGAUUUGGAGGAGGACGACGACGAUGAGAAGACGGAAACCAUCGAUAUUGCCACGGUGUACAUGGCACCUGCUCUGGAUGUGUUUAGGAAUCCAUCCGCACCCAGCGAUGUCACUCUGCACGACAAACCCUGUGAGAGUAGCAGCAGUAAUGGGGGAAGUUCACACCUAAUGUCGUGCACUGUGGACGAUGUGACUGGUAAUGGGGAUGUCCUGUCCGGGACGACCUCAAUCGAUUACGAGCUGGCCAUGAUAAAUCAUCCGGAUGUGCAGCGUGAGGAGGAACUGGUUGCCUUCAAGGAAAAGUACUCCCAUCUGAGUGACGAGAACGUUCGGCUAAAUCAGCAGUUGAAGCAGUUGACUCACGAUAUGAGCCAAUCGCGGCAGUGGUUCGCACUCCAGAUAGUUGCCUGCAUUGUGCCGGUCAUGGCCAUCUUCUGCUACAUGCUGACAGGUCGCUCGUAA
This is a messenger RNA of Anopheles marshallii, 3243 nucleotides long. Its product is annotated as sarcolemmal membrane-associated protein-like. Lineage: Eukaryota; Metazoa; Arthropoda; Insecta; Diptera; Culicidae. The record is from RefSeq and is a predicted model, not a curated record. Gene Ontology annotation, molecular function: protein binding. Bases 1 to 3243 code for a protein of 1080 amino acids. The transcript has 9 exons.